Penicillium waksmanii is the source of this 780-nucleotide messenger RNA. RefSeq names its product bZIP transcription factor. The record is from RefSeq and is a predicted model, not a curated record. The coding region runs from base 1 to 780 and encodes 259 amino acids. The transcript is spliced from 2 exons. NCBI's taxonomy places the organism in Eukaryota, Fungi, Ascomycota, Eurotiomycetes, Eurotiales, Aspergillaceae.
AUGGCAGAUCCCACAUCCGGAACGCAGAUCAUUCCACUGAGCAGAAUGCCACAGCAGGCUAGUGUCCAGGAAGCCCGCGAUGAUUGGACUGGCGUCAUAAAUCGGGAGGAACGAAGGAAAUUGCAAAAUCGCCUCAAUCAGCGACGUUUCCGGCAGAGAAAGCAAGUCGACGAGGCGAAAUCGCAGGGCCCCAUCAUCUCCCCCGAUAUCUCCAAUUUGCCUAAACCGCGUAUGGUCCCACUUGAGUUCCAGGAGGAAAAUAAUGAGCUUUGGGAAUGCGCACUGGCAGCACCAAAUGCCCGCCAAUUCCGUAAAUGGUUUGAGGCAAAGGCACUCGAAAGCUAUAUGAACGGCGCACCGAACAGAGAUCACCUAAUCAGUCUUAGCCGGCUGAACGUGCAUAAAGCCAUCAACGAAAAUAUCUGUGCAAUUGGCAUGACGCCCGGGUGGAUGCAAGACGAUGACUCGAUAUCAAUAUUCAACCUUUCCCAACCCGGCUUCUCAAUAGAGGGGAUUCCGGCCUGUUUACGCCCUAGUUAUAUCCAGCUACAUGUGCCUCAUCAUCCUUGGUUAGAUUUCUUCCCCUUCCCCCGCAUGCGUGAUUGCAUGAUCCUUGCUGGCGACUCUUUUGACGACGAUGACCUUUGUCAUGAUCUAAUGGCGUUUUGGGACACAAGAAAUACAGCUGCUACGUUACUGGUGUGGGGGGGAGUCGUGGGAUGCAAAGAAUUGGGAAGUUACAGAAGGCUUCGCGCAGAAAUGGAAAUGGCUACUCCUUGA